ACCCUCGCCCAGCCGGGGCCCGCCGGCGCAGGGCGCCCCCUCUCCCGGGAGUUGGCCCGAGCGAGAGAAGCAGGACCCUUGAGCCCGCAGGGUGCUGCCAAGUGAGCCCCUGGCCACCCAGGCUGCCGAGCCAGAGGGGCCAUGGCGGGCCGUGGCUGCCUGGAGCUGGGGCUGUUCUGCUGGACCCUGCUUGCUGUCCCCGUGGGCCCCCAGCCUGCCCCCUCGGCGCCAGGGGCCCCACUCACUACCCUGACCCCGCCACCUCAGAGCGAGGCCUCUGUGCUGUCCCUCAACCUGGGACUCAACUUCAAGUUCCAUCUUCGGGGACCUGCUGCCGUGUGGGGGAGCCCGGUCACAGAGACUCACACCCUCAGCCCUGGGCUAGGCCAGGAGGCUGAGGAGGAGGUGGGCCGAGACUCGAGGGCUGAUUCCUUUUGGGAGCUGCUGGUGGGCUCCCCCGGGAACCCCCUCCCGGAGUGGGGUUCCGCGGAAGGCAGCUUCACACCCUGGCCUUCCGCCCUGGCCCCCUCGUCCACACCCCCACCCCCGGGGCCCACCAAGAGGCCCACGGCUCCCUCCCAGCCUAGGCUGGGCACUGCCCCCUGGGCCCUGACAGCCCUGCCCACCAGCGCUCCCAGGCCUCAGCCGGGUGAGCUUGAGCUGAAGUUCGAUGUGGCUCUGAGAGCGGGCGCGGCCCCGACCCUGGGUCAUCGGGCACUGCCUCUGCUGCCCAGCCUGCGUGCCAGCCUGGCUGAGAUCGCCGGGCGCCUGGGCCCUUUCGGCUUCUUUGGCACUACCCUGUCUCCGCUCCGGAACUUCUCCGGCCAGAGUUCCCCGGGAGGCACACUGUAUCCCGGCUCUGCUUCCCAAGUGUCAGCUUCUUCCGGGCCCUUCGGUACCACCCGGUCCCUACCCCCACCUCUCCUGGAGAGAAAGUUCUCAAGCCCAAGCCUGUUGGACUCGGCGGCCUCCCCAAGCUCUGCCUCAAUCAAGACGACACCAGUGGGACACGAGCCCACUGUCUCUUCGCGUCCAGACGAACCCUCUCCUGCCAGCUUCGGGAACCCUUCGGCACGGCCUGGAUGUGAGGCGGACUACUGCAGUGAGCCAGCGCUGCCCGACGGCUUGGGGCAGCCUCCUGCCUCCCCGCUGCCUCUCUUCUUAACCCUGGAGGCCGACUGGGCAGAGGCCAAGGCUCGCUGGGGCCUGGCCUGGGAGGCCCACGUGUACGGGGCAGGAGCGCUCUUCGGCCUGGUGGCCCUGCUGGCCCUGCUGGCCCUGGCCCUCUUGCCCUGGCGUUGCCCGCCCGGCGCCCCCUGCCUGGCGAUGCUGGAUCUGCUGCUGCUGUCGGCGGGGACCAGCCGGGCCUUCCCGCUCUUCUACGACGCCUACGGGCACCGCGAGCGGCUGCCGAGCCUGGCCUGGCUGCUGCUGCAGGACCUGCCGCCGCCCUGCCUGGCCGCCGGCCUGGGGCUGGCUUGCCUGCUGCUGGCCCGGCCGCGCGCGCCGAGGUGCCCCGCCGGCUGGGCGGCGCUGCUGCUGCUGGGGCUGGGGCUGGCGGCCGCGGCCGCCCUGGGCAGCGCCGUGCACCGCCCGCUGCGGCCGCUGCGCCUGGCCUCCCGCGGCCUGCACGCCGUCCUGGCCGCCUUCCUGUCGGGGCUCCUGCUGGCCCUCUCCUGCUGGGGCGGCCGGCGGCGGCGGGCCGGGGCGCCCCUCGGGGGGCCUGGCUUCAAGGGCUGCACCCCCGUCCCGCCAGCGCGCAGCCCCUUCGCCCCGCGGGAGUCGUGGAGGCGCGCGGCGCGCACGGCCCCGGUGGCGGGCACCUUCGGGCUGCUAAGCGGAGCCCUGCAGGGCUACGAGGUGCUCCACGCCCUGGGCUACGGCGGCCAGGCCGGCCUGGAGGGGCCCUGGCCCUGGUGGGCUUUCCAGCUGGGCCUGCGCCUGGGCGAGGUGGGCGUCGCGCUCCCGUUGGCGCUGCUGGGGCUCUACCCCGCGCUCUGCAGCCCGCGCGUGCCCCGGCGCUGCUGGGCCAAGCUCUUCCGACUGUCUCCGGGCCACGCUGCUCCGCUGCUGCCAGGAGGCUGGGUCCCCGGGACCCGGGACAAGGAGCCCCUGGGUGGCGCGAUCGCGCGUGGAGACGCAGAGCUGCUGCAGCUCUGCGCCCUAGCGGGCCCGGGCCCCGACCUCCUGCUCCAAGGCGGCGGGUGCCGGGGCCUCGAAGGCGCCGGGGCCAACCCGCCGCGGUCGCCCGCCUCCUCCCCCGGCAGUGACUGCACGGUGGACUUCCGCCCGCCCUCGCCCAUCAACCUGCGGCGCAGCCUCGAGGAGCUGCUGGCCCCCGGCCUCUUUCAGGGGCCUGCCUUUGGGGAAGCCCUGCCUGGGCUCGGCCUCUACCGCACCAUCUCACUGGGGAACAAGGCGGGAGCCGAACCCGAGGAGGGGCCGGAGAAGGCCCCUGGCUCCCCGGCGCCUCCCGAGCUCCCUUCUCCCGGGGCCUGGCCCGCCGGUAGCAGCGCCUCGUCUGGCUCUCUGUGCGGACUCUCACGGGACAGCUCGUCCAUGCUUCUGUGCUCCAGCCCCGACAGGCCCCCGCGCUGUCCGUUAGUCUGUGUCCUCAGUCCCCCGAGGCCCUCAGGAAGCAGCCCCAGCCUCCCAGGCUCGGCCUCCUACCAGGCCCUGUCCCCACCCUCCCGCGACUCCCCUGAACAUGCUUCCGAGCUGCAGGCUGAGGAGGCAUUGCUGCAGGAGCAAUUCCUGGAUGCCUGCCGACAGAUUGACGAGCUGAGCGUGGGCAGCGACACCAUAGACCUGUGAAGAGGCGGCUCCUCACAGCCAAAGCGCCUGCCCCUUUUCUGGCAUCUAAUCUGCCCAAGACCUGCACACUGUAAAAACUCCCCAAUUCUGCCUGGUUCGGAUACCUCUCUCUGAUUCCUCCCCAUCCAGGGGCCCCUGGGUGGGUGGGUCAGCCACCAGGCUCCGUGGAUUGGGAAUCAGUGCCAAGUUCUCCGGAGCCGUGGGUGUUGAUGCCCCCAGCUGCAGUUUGCGGCUGGCGGCGCCCCACUUCCCUUGGCCUUCACCAGCAACAAAGCUCCAAGGUGCUCCGCUCCAGACCAUCACCCCGCUCCCCGGCGAUGAGCGAGACAGUUACCCUCAGAAGACCGAGCGCCCUACCUGGGCUCCGUACCCACUUCUGCCGACUCCUUCCGGAACCGUUCCCUAAAGAUGGAUCUGUGGCCCAUCCAAGAGACCUUACAGCAGCUCGGUGGGAGAUGAGGGUUUUCAGAGUCGUUGUAUCAAUAAAAUUAUUUUCA
Molecule: messenger RNA, 3311 nt
Organism: Psammomys obesus (fat sand rat)
Lineage: Eukaryota; Metazoa; Chordata; Mammalia; Rodentia; Muridae
Gene: Prrt4
Product: proline rich transmembrane protein 4
Exons: 5
Coding region: 142-2814 (890 amino acids)
Source: RefSeq, a predicted model, not a curated record